Messenger RNA from Arachis stenosperma, 2027 nucleotides. RefSeq names its product polyadenylate-binding protein 7. The record is from RefSeq and is a predicted model, not a curated record. Gene Ontology annotation, molecular function: RNA binding. The transcript is spliced from 10 exons. Gene Ontology annotation, cellular component: ribonucleoprotein complex. Lineage: Eukaryota; Viridiplantae; Streptophyta; Magnoliopsida; Fabales; Fabaceae. Bases 1 to 1875 code for a protein of 624 amino acids.
AUGGCGGCGGCGACGGUGGUUCCGGCGACGACAGUGGUUCCGGCGACGGCGUCGCUCUACGUUGGAGACCUGCACCCUGAUGUGGUAGACAGCGAGCUGUUCGAGGCGUUCUCGGAGUUCAAGAGCAUCGCCUCCGUUCGAAUCUGCAAAGACUCUGCCACAGGGAGGUCACUCUGUUACGGUUACGUCAACUUCAUUUCUCACCAAGACGCAAGUCGUGCAAUUGAGUUGAAGAAUCAUUCUUUACUACAUGGAAAAGUGAUAAGGGUCAUGUGGUCUCGUCGCGAUCCUGAUGUGAGAAAAAGUGGCAGAGGGAAUGUUUUUGUUAAGAACUUAGCUGAAUCCAUAGAUAAUGCGGGAUUACAUGAUUUAUUUCAAAAGUUUGGAAAUAUCUUGUCCAGCAAAGUUGUGAUGUCGGAGGAUGGGAAGAGCAAAGGGUAUGGCUUUGUUCAAUUUGAGUCAGAGGAAUCUGCAAAUGCUGCCAUCGAGAAGUUGAAUGGCAUUACUGUUAAAGAUAAGCAGAUAUAUGUUGGGAAUUUUGUGAAAAAGAGUGAACGCAUACUGCCUGAUCCUGAAGCCAAAUAUACAAAUAUAUACAUCAAGAAUUUGGACCCAGAUAUUACGGAAGAACUCCUUCAGAAGAAGUUUUCUUCUUUUGGAAAAAUUAUGAGCCUGGCUAUAGCAAAAGAUGCCAAUGGGAUGUCAAAGGGUUUUGCAUUUGUGAACUAUGAUAACCCAGAGGAAGCUAAACAGGCAAUGGAAGCAAUGAAUGGAUCACAAUUUGGUUCAAAGAUUCUAUAUGUAGCCAGGGCACAAAAGAAGGCUGAGCGUGAGCAGAUCUUGCAUCAUCUGUUUGAAGAGAAACGUAAGGAACACAUCUUGAAAUACAAGGGAUCAAACAUUUAUGUGAAGAACAUUAAUGAUAGUGUCACUGAUGACCAACUACGAGAGCACUUCAGUGCAUGUGGCACAAUUACAUCUGCUAAAGUCAUGCAAGAUGAGAAAGGUGUAAGCAAGGGGUUUGGCUUUGUCUGCUUCUCUACCCCUGAGGAGGCUCAUAAAGCAGUGAACACUUUUCAUGGAUGCAUGUUCCAUGGUAAACCACUAUAUGUUGCUCUUGCCCAGAGGAAAGAGGAUAGGCAAACACAGUUGCAGCUCUACUUUUCUCAGCAAUUACCAGGGCUAGGUGCACCUUCAAAUGCAGUUAUUCCUGGUGGAUAUCCUCGUUUCUACUAUACUGGUGGUGUUCUUUCACAUGUCCCUUCUCAACCUGGGAUGAUGUAUCAACAUCUUGGAUCGAGGUCAGGUUGGAGGGCUAAUAAUGCUUUUGCACCUCCCACUAGAUCAUUUCAGCAGUCUGCAGCUCCUAACGUUUCAAACAAUACUAGGCAGCAUAGGCAAAACAGAGGUAGGAUGAACGGACACACAAAUUCACAUGGAAAAGCAUACUCUUCUCAGUCAGCAGCCUCUUCUAAAGACUCAAGUGCCCAGCAGUCUGGACAGGCUAUUUUUGUUCUCGGUGGACACCGGAAUGUGAUGGAAAAAGGAUCUGGAAUUUCAUCCUCUGGAGGGUCUCAGGGAUCAGAAAUGCUGCAUAGUAUGCUUGCUACUGCUGUCCCCGAGCAACAGAAACAGAUACUUGGCGAGCGUCUUUUCCCACUUAUCAAGAAACUCAAGCCUAACUUGGCAUCAAAGAUUACAGGAAUGCUUUUGGAGAUGGACAAUGCAGAAUUGCUGCUGCUCCUGGAAUCACCGGAAUCACUUUCUGCAAAGGUGGAGGAAGCUGUGCAAGUGCUUAAGAAUUCCACCACCAAGGUUUCUGGGCAGGAAGCAUUUCAUCCGAACUUGCUUUCGGCCGAAGUUACCGUUAACUGAAGAUUUUAGCCGGAGAUGAAUACCUGUUUGAAGCUUUGAUCAUGAUGUUGUUAAAGCUUCCAAAAAACUCUUACAUCUAAUCCUGUGAUACAAGAUUUUUUACUUCUAUGAUCCUUAAGAGCUUAGAACUUCUAUGUUUUCUUGCCAUUUUA